CAGUCAUGUGUACUUCAAAAUUAAAAUUAGGUUUCAGUUCUAAACAGAUUUAUUUUUUUGUACUUGAAUGGAAAUGGUGCCCGACUGCGUGAUAAUAAUUAGUAAUUAGUUAUGAUUAAUGAGGUGCGUUAAAUUAAGACCCAAAAGAAGGGUCUCAACAAAAAGCAGGGAGGUUGUAGAUAGAGAGCAGCUGCCAGCUGGUGUCGGCUAAAUGGAGAGAGGGUGUGUUCAGUUCAGUUGUACUAUAUUUGUAGACUAGUAGAUUUGCUCUUUUCAGAUAGUUUUGAGUUUUGAGUCUCGAGUCCUGGGGCUGGGUUAACCAGUAUAGUAGUACGAUCUGUGCUAAUACUGUACUAAUACAUAUUAAUCAAUGCUGUGAAGAAAAAGUUGCAGUAGUAUUUUAUUUUAUUUUAUUUUUUAUCUAAAUUUUCCUCUGUCGUCCUCCUUCCCACAUACUGCUCUGUAGGGAAAGAGUGAUAGAAACUGGAAAAGCUAAAGAUUGAAAAGGAACAAAACACGACUUCGUACUCCUGAAAGAAGUGGAUCACGGAUUCGUCUCUCACUUUCUUGACUGCGCCAAAAGGAAGAGGAUCAAAUGAUUCGAUUCUGACAUAAGCUUAGCUCCCUCAGCUCGUAUGAGCUAUGAUAGCUUUAUGAUUAUUGCUGCUCAAAUAGAAUGACUAGUGGAUCUAUGAGGCGGAGGAGGAGGAGGAGGAGAAGGAUAUUCUGAAUCUUUCACAAUGCGCUUUUAUUAGUUUAGGAUUUCGAUUUUUUCCUUUUAAAAUUUUGGAUUGCAGCGGUCCUUUUUAUUGAUUUCAUCAAGUCAAAUUGGAGAAAGAGUCUUGUGAUGGAGUCUCGAAUGGAUCAGUAUGAGAUCAUGGAGCAGAUCGGCCGUGGUGCCUUUGGUGCUGCCAUUCUCGUCCACCACAAGUCUGAGAAGAAGAAAUAUGUUCUGAAGAAGAUCCGUCUUGCCCGACAAACUGAGAGAUGCAGGAGAUCUGCUCAUCAAGAAAUGGCUCUUAUUGCUCGAAUUCAACACCCUUACAUUGUAGAAUUCAAAGAAGCAUGGGUUGAGAAGGGCUGCUACGUUUGUAUUGUCACUGGAUAUUGUGAAGGUGGAGACAUGGCUGAACUAAUGAAAAAAUCAAAUGGUGUCUAUUUCCCUGAGGAGAAACUAUGCAAGUGGUUUACACAAUUACUGUUAGCUGUUGAAUAUCUGCAUGCCAAUUUUGUUCUGCAUCGUGACCUCAAGUGUUCCAACAUCUUCCUUACCAAAGACCAGGAUGUUCGUCUUGGGGAUUUUGGACUUGCAAAAACCUUAAAAGCAGAUGACUUGGCGUCCUCGGUGGUUGGAACUCCCAAUUAUAUGUGCCCUGAACUCCUUGCAGAUAUUCCUUAUGGCUUCAAAUCAGACAUUUGGUCUUUGGGAUGCUGUAUGUAUGAGAUGGCUGCUCAUCGUCCUGCUUUCAAAGCUUUUGACAUGGCAGGAUUGAUAAGCAAGAUAAAUCGUUCAUCAAUUGGCCCUUUGCCUUCCUGUUAUUCUCCAGCCUUGAAGACAUUGAUCAAAGGCAUGCUGAGAAAGAACCCUGAGCAUCGGCCUAGUGCUCCCGAGAUAUUAAAGCAUCCUUACCUGCAGCCCUAUGUUGAUCAAUAUCGUCUGUCCUUCAUUCCCCCAACGAUUUCCCCUGAGAAGCCCAUGUCUAAUAGUCGUGAUUCUCGGAAAAAUAUGGCUGAAAGCCAAAACAGCAAUAGUUCUGGUAGUGAUAAAGAUAGUUUACUUUCAAGUGAGAGAAAUUUCCCAGCAAUGGUCUCAAAUUGUGUGCAUAAAGCCACUGAUACAGAUUUAGCUUCUAUUGGUGAUGAAGAUGUCAAUGAACAGUCCAUGCCAAAUGAAGAAGAAAAUGGCCCAUCUAUAUACAUUGUUAAAAUAGACGAACAUAGGGUUGUGAAAACUUAUCAUGAUGAACAUGGAUCCAACGUUGAAUCAAAACAACCAAAGACCAUUAAAAGCAUUAUGAUGGCCUUAAAAGAAGGGAAAACUAGAGAAAAUGGUUCUCCAAUGAGAGGCAACCGUAUCAAGCCUGGAGGUUUACAAAGAAGUAAUACUGAAGCAUCUCCCAAAGUUGUUAAACCCAAUACCCUUAUUCCUGGUUUGAAGUGUAAUACAGAUGCGCCAACCAUUACACCAUCAAAGGUAGCUUUUGAUUCUGCGAAACGAAUUCAAGGGUCACAUCCUCUGAAGCACCAGUUGCCAAUGAUUGACUCUACUCCAAAGAGUAAACCAAGAUAUGAUGGUAUUCCUCCAUCUGGUCCAUUAAAACAUGUUGAUGAUGGACUUGCUGUAAAGCCAAGACAAAGAACUCCUCCUUCCAAUCUGGUUAGGCGAUGUUCAUUUCCUGGAAGGGUGAGGCAAGUGGUAACUGAUGCUCCAAAUGGCAUCACCAACACUGUGAAGUCAAGUCCAACUGAGACGACCGAAGUACCUGAAAAUACUCAUCAUGUGCUCGAUGUUCACCAUAUACAUUAUUCGAAAGAAUUCAGAGAAGAAUCUCAGAAGGCUGUAGCUGGAGCUUCCAGAGGAAUGCAAACAGAUGGCAGUAAUUCUGUCUCAUCUUUAGUGUCUGUUCAAGCAUUUGAGCUUUGUGAUGAUGCAACAACUCCAUUUGGUGACAUGGUAGAACAGACAAUUCAUGAAGGUGAGGUUGUUACUUGCACUGGGAAAUCAGAAUUAGAUCCGAGCUGCUCACUUACUUCACUUUUGCAUCCCAAGUUAUCUAAAAAUGUAUCAAGGGAGAACCAUGGUUAUGGUUAUAAAUCUGCAGUUCAUUCGGUUGAAACAUCUGUGGCUGACCUUGAUUUUCCAAAGAAUACUACUUCCAGUAAUGGGAAACUGAUUUCAAGUGCAGCUCUGGAUCUAUCAGUUCCCAGUUCUGAAGAGACACCAAUUUGUAAAGAUGAUACCCUUUUAAGUACGCCUAACGUUAGGCCUGAUGCUGUGCUUCAAUCAAAUGCGACAUCUACAUCUACUGGUAAUGACAAGUUCACUGUAAGAGAACUUUUAUCAUCUGUUCCAGAAACUGUUCCUUCCAUUGCCUCAGGAACAUCAAUUACGCAAAAGAUUUGUCAUCCAGAGAAAGGAACUACUUUGCAAAAUCCAACGAUUGAGAAAUCAACUGCUUCGCAUCUCCCUCCUGCUUUUGACGAUGUCAUACAUGUUAUACGGCACAGUAGUUUUCGUGUUGGGAGUGAGCAGCCAGUGAUGGAAAGUGUCGAGAUGGGAGUUCAAAAUGUGGAUGUUGGAAAGCUAUUAAAUGUAGUAAGAGAUGAGUUGGAGAUCAGAAACAUGAGUGCUCCUGUGACUCUCAAAUCCUCAAGUUGCUCAGAAGCUGUGAGUUUGAAAUCAAAUAUUUCAGAUUAUUCUUUGAAGUCAAAUUUUUCGGAUCAUUCUGGCACUAAGGAAGUAGAUACGACAAAUAUGAAUCCUUCUGUUUCAACAUCAGAUACUUCGGAGCAAAGAAAUAUCAAUUCCCUUAUUACAGAAGAGGAAGCACCGGCAAAGGAAACAUUAGAUGUUAAGUCCUUUAGGCAGAGGGCAGAGGCACUUGAAGGGCUUCUCGAAUUGUCGGCUGAAUUGCUAGAGCAAAGCAGAUUGGAAGAGCUUGCUGUCGUGUUGAAACCUUUUGGCAAAGAUAAGGUCUCCCCAAGGGAGACAGCUAUCUGGUUAGCAAAGAGUCUCAAGGGAAUGAUGAUCGAGGAGAGUGGACGGAGUUCAUGAAUCAUGAUAUAUCCAUGAAGUAUACAUAGGAGCAGAUGAAAGAGAGCUUACACAGUAAAGCACGGCCAGAAGUUUGACGUUCCAACCAAGCAUCCACUCAUGAGGAUCUCUUACUAAAGCAAUGGCAAUGACGAAUGACUGAACUGAGUAUGAGUAAUUUGUUAUUUAAAUAUAAAAUUUACAUAUUUUACUUAAUUAUAAUAGUUAUAGAAUUAUAUGUUUAAAGUUAGUAGAAUAAAAUUAUGUAUUUUUUAAA
Molecule: messenger RNA, 4031 nt
Organism: Ricinus communis (castor bean)
Lineage: Eukaryota; Viridiplantae; Streptophyta; Magnoliopsida; Malpighiales; Euphorbiaceae
Product: serine/threonine-protein kinase Nek5
Exons: 15
Coding region: 848-3775 (975 amino acids)
Biological process (GO): microtubule-based process; protein phosphorylation
Cellular component (GO): cortical microtubule
Molecular function (GO): ATP binding; protein kinase activity
Source: RefSeq, a predicted model, not a curated record